Messenger RNA from Vicugna pacos (alpaca), 4680 nucleotides. NCBI's taxonomy places the organism in Eukaryota, Metazoa, Chordata, Mammalia, Artiodactyla, Camelidae. The record is from RefSeq and is a predicted model, not a curated record.
AGGAUAUGGUCAGUGUGAACGUCAAGCUCUUGAGGUCGGAGAGGACACGAGGUUUAUAUACAUUGUCUACUACGAGCCAUGCUGUGAAAGCCACACCCCACACACACGCCGCUUAUGUGCAGCCUGGUGCGUAUUAAUAGACACAGGAAAUAAAGACAUUAUGCGAGCGUGUGCACACCCGGCGUGGGGAGAGACGCGUGGGGGGGGCUGGGUGCCACGGGCCUUCAGCAUCAGACGCACCUGACCUGAGUCAUAAAACCCCCCCUUUUGGAAUUUCUUCCUUUUCACCUUUUGCUAAGACAAGGCGGGUUUUCCGACUUGUGCAACGGUGAGCGUUGGUCCAAGGAUGUUAGCCCUUUGAGGGGUGUCUGCCUCAGACGCCGGCAGUUAGCCCCGAAUGCGUCAAGCGUGGCCGCGUCCAGGGGCAUUUUUGUUUUCUUUCCUCUCCCCUAAUCUUUGUAAUUAUGAAGUCGUCUCGCUGUGAAAUAAGUAAUGGCUUCCUGGCCUUGUUGGAACGGGGAGUCAGGUGCUCCAGGCCCCAGGGAGCGAGAGAGCGAAGACCCUUUUGGAUGGUUUCCUUGCUCUUUCUACAUGAAUUUUUGGGCGCUGUGACUCCUGCUUGUGGCCACGAGAUGGUUAAUGUCAGUCCCAGUCCCCGGUGGGGCCACUGGUGUGUGCAGGGCCCUCAGACGUGUGGACUGUCCUUCCAUUACCGGGGAGCAAUCAGCGAUGCAUCCUUCGAGGCUUACGAGGAGGGACUGUUCCAUUUUCGCUCAAAACAGGCACCCGUCCAAGUGGGAUCUGGACAAACACAUUUCAAGUGCAGCCGAGGAGGCAGCGGGCAGUGGGGCCCCCCAGGGGCCGGAUCCCAGGCCAGGGCAGCAGCUCUGAGUGUGGUGGGGCCCAGACGCUGACGCUGGCUCCUUCGCGUAGACCCGGGUGACUGGCGCUCCUGGCCGUUGAAUAAAUGAGUCCCCUCCCCUGCCCCCGUUAUCUUUCUGCCUCUCCCGCGAUGUCUGUUCACGCCCUUCCACGUUCAGGGUGUUUGUUUUACUCGCCUGUCUUUGCCAGAGUUUUGAAAUGCUGGGUGCUGUUCUAAAGAACAUGUCUGAGGCGCUCUGAGACGUUAAGAGGGAAGGCUGCGGUCAGGGUCACAAGCAAAACAGCAAACCAAAGAGGCUUUGCAGAAGGAUCCCAAGUGGAGAGGUGGGCAGGGCCGGCCCUGCGUGGUGUGUGUCGCUGGGGGUCUCUGCCGAGAAGGGUCUGGUGGGGGGGCCUGUUCAGUUGGUUUUUUUUUCCUUCUCCAGUGUUACUGCAGGGAACAGGUACACGUCCUGUGUGCCUCCCAUGGCCAAGUUAAACGUGGUGAGGACUCCAAGUCCCGGGCCUGGGGGCCACUGGUCAUCCCUGCCCCAGGCCUGGUCCUGUUUCCCUCCUCCCGUGGCCUGCGGGGGAGCUCACGCUGCCUGUUGAGUAAAAGCUCCCUCUCCCGCCCCCCGCGAGCCCAUCGGAGCCGCCGACGUCCGCAUCAUCUCUGAACCCGAUUUGGUCAGGACAGGAAACUCAAGCUCCCUUCCUGCCCGUGUUUUCCUGAGAGAAAAACACUCUUCCCUCCUUUUUUGCAUAUUUGGCAAGUCGGUCCACCUUCCUCUCCGCCCCAGUGGAGUGCGGGCCAGGCGCUGGUGACGGAGGGUCCCUUCCCGGUGGCGGAGUCGAGGGGGCUCUGGGCAGCCCGGGGUCCGCAGACCCCAGCCCUCAAAGAUAACCUGAGGACGAUGGACGCGGAUGAGGGUCAAGACAUGUCCCAAGUUUCAGGGAAGGAGAGCCCUGCUGUCAGUGACACUGCGGACGACGGUGAGGAACCCAUGCCGGUCCCCGAGGACCUGUCCACCACGUCCGGAGGGCAGCAUAAUUCCAAGAGUGAGAGAGGCAUGGCCGGUAAUGUUAAAGUAGAGACUCAGAGUGAUGAAGAGAAUGGGCGUGCCUGUGAAAUGAAUGGUGAAGAGUGUGCAGAGGAUUUACGAAUGCUUGAUGCCUCGGGAGAGAAAAUGAAUGGCUCCCACAGUGCCCAAGGCCACAAAGCUUUGUCAGGAGCCGGAGGCAUUCGACUUCCGAACGGCAAACUAAAGUGUGAUGUCUGUGGGAUAAUUUGCAUCGGCCCCAAUGUUCUCAUGGUCCACAAGAGAAGCCACACGGGAGAGCGGCCUUUCCAGUGCAACCAGUGCGGGGCCUCCUUCACCCAGAAAGGCAACCUUCUCCGGCACAUCAAACUCCACUCCGGGGAGAAGCCCUUCAAGUGCCACCUGUGCAACUAUGCGUGUCGCCGGCGGGACGCCCUCACCGGCCACCUGAGGACGCACUCCGUCGGCAAGCCGCACAAGUGUGGAUACUGUGGCCGAAGCUACAAGCAGCGGAGCUCUUUGGAGGAGCAUAAAGAGCGUUGCCACAACUACCUGCAGAGCAUGGGCCUCCCGGGCACGCUGUACCCAGUCAUUAAAGAAGAAACCAACCACAGUGAGAUGGCAGAAGACCUGUGCAAGAUCGGACCAGAGCGCUCCCUCGUGCUGGACAGGCUAGCAAGUAACGUCGCCAAACGUAAGAGUUCUAUGCCUCAGAAAUUUGUUGGUAAGAGUUAAACGUUUGCUGUCCCUUAAAACCACCACCACGCGGGUGCUUUUAGCCUCAGGCCGUAAUGAGUGGAGGGUAGAAGAGAGGGAAAAAGUAGCUCCUUUUUUUAAAAAAGCAAAAUUUGGUAAGCGUACCAUUUUGGAAUUCAUUUUUUUUUUCCAAUAGGCUUCUUAAAAAUAACAAACCUCCCUCCCAAGGGUUUUUUUUAGACGUGGGUUUGCAGCGUCCGGGGAAGUCACCUGUGGGCGCUGGGUGUCCACCUGGGGGAGCCCGGGGUGCUGCGCACAGGGCUCGGACCCCCCCCCCGGACCUGAGCAACCUCUCUGAGCAUCAGGUGCCCAUUUUUCACAAGAAGCUCAUAAUAUCCCCACAUGGGCGACUUUGGCGGUUUAAAGGGCAGAGCGUCGCAGCAGCUGGCCCAGGAGGUGCCCGGUAAAGAGGAGACACAGCCAUGGUGGCUGUUCUCGCCACCGCGUCUCUCCCGGUGCCCGGUGCCUUCAGGGCGGGGCAGCCCUUGCCUCCAGGGGCUUGUGUCCGCUGUGGGUGACAGACACACGCACCCAUCGCCCCCAUGCAGGCCAGACAGUGGAGUGCAGGCAGCAGGACACCUGGGCAGUGGAGGGGAGGCGCAGCCACCUGCCUGCACUACCACCGUGGCCAAGGUACUCAACCUCUCCGAGCCUUGGCCCCCUCUUUACGCAUCUCACAGGGUUUUGUGCACACAGAUGAACAGCAAGGCUGUGAGAGCAUUUAGAAACCCUCAGUGUGAUGAUAAUACCAUGAAGAUAACGUGGAAAGUGGAGCAUGGGGGCGGGUCAUGUCCAGGGGAGAGGACCGUGGGGGGAGGGUCAUGCCCAGGGGAGAGGACCAUGGGGGGAGGGUCAUGCUCAGGGGAGAGGACCGUGGGGAGAGGGUCAUGCCAUUGGGGGAGGGUCACGUCCAGGGGAGAGGAUUAGGACUCUGUUGCAGAACACUUUUACGAACCACCCACCGGCCAGAUAGACAGUGCCAGGAGACCCCACGUGGAUGGGAGCCCCUGCGCCGUGAGCAUGAGGCGGGCGGUCCAUUUCCCCAGCAGGGCAGGAGGGAGGUGACCCGCGGGGGUGGGGUCUCAGGUGGCCAGGCUGCGGUGAGAAGGCAGUGGUCCCCGGCUCCUCCCCGAUGUCCGCUUGGUGAUGGUGGUGGGGAACCUAUAAGGCGGUAUGAUUUUGCUCAGAGGGGCAUACAUUUUUGCUUUAUUGACACACAAUCUCUGAAUAGAGUGUUUGAACUUGGGCAUGAGUGUAGAUAAGCUCCCUCACCAUUGUGUCGUCAAAGAGCUGAUGCUCUGAGAUACCCAGACACAGGUGCAUGUGACCGACAACGCCCAUCAGGAAAGGGACAGCAGUCCUCAGCAUUGCUAACUGCUGUCUUGAGUCCACGUGGCGAGGGUGGGAAGACGCUUUAAAUACAGAGAGGAACCAAAAGAGGACUAUGACUGUGGUCGGCUUCCUGCCACCCAUCAUAACCUCCUUGGUAUAGUUUCUUCUUCUUUAAGUUAAAAAAAACUGUUUUAUUAUUACAAUGACGCAUGGUGAAUGUCAAGAAUUUUAAUGCAAAGAUGUUUGAAAAUCACCACAAAAUCCAUCAUCCAGAAAACGCCCAACAUUAAGAGUAGCUGAGCCUCAUGGAAAUUAUCUUUCUUGCUUAUAAUUGUGAGUGGAUGCAACGCAGAGGUGGAUCGAUAAACGUGAAGUUAAGACUUCCGUAAAGACGCUGGCAUAUGACAAAUGCUGGUUCAAAUGAAAGUGUCACAUUUAGAUGUGUCUUAAAUUUCAGAGGCGGAUUUGUUAUUUCGAUUUGAAUUUGAGUUUGGUAAGCACCAAACAAAAUUGGACGGCUGGCUUGUCGUCAAAUAGAUUUUUCCUCCCAGAAAGAUAUCCUUUUGUAAAGGAUUUCUCUACGAUUAAAAAGUUGUGCUGUGAAAAACGCGAAGAUCUUCAAACCAUUUUUAAAUCUAUUUGAUUCUGGGAGGCAGAGCAUAUAGCUCAGUGGUGGAGUCCUGGGUUUGAU